Molecule: messenger RNA, 324 nt
Organism: Neurospora hispaniola
Lineage: Eukaryota; Fungi; Ascomycota; Sordariomycetes; Sordariales; Sordariaceae
Product: thioredoxin-like protein
Exons: 3
Coding region: 1-324 (107 amino acids)
Cellular component (GO): cytosol
Molecular function (GO): protein-disulfide reductase activity
Source: RefSeq, a predicted model, not a curated record
AUGACUGUCCACAACAUUGCUACCGUCGCCGAGUUCAAGGAGGCCAUUGCCAAGAACCCCAUUGUUGUCCUUGACGCUUUCGCUACCUGGUGCGGUCCUUGCAAGGCCAUCGCUCCCACUGUCGCCAAGUGGUCCGAGGAGCCUCAGUUCAAGGACACCGUCUAUUUCGCCAAGUUCGACGUCGACGCCCUUCCCGACCUCGCUCAGGAGCUCGGCAUCCGCGCCAUGCCCACUUUCGUCAUCUUCAAGAACGGCGACAAGGCUGACGAGUUCGUCGGUGCCAACCCCCCUGCUCUCCUGGCCACCAUCACCAAGCAACUUUGA